GCAGAAGUACUUCUGAUGCAUAGUUAAUAAUUUUUUCACAGGGCUGCCUUACCUAGCAGAUGAAGGACUCAGAACGAUGGCCUUGCAGGAGCAGGUUUGGCCAGUCCCGAUGAAGGCAAUUGGAGCACAAAACCUUUUGACAAUGCCUGGAGGAGUGACGAAAUCAGGGUAUCUUCAUAAAAAAGGAGGCACCCAGCUGCAGAUCUUGAAGUGGCCAUUGAGAUUUGUGAUUAUCCAUGAGGGAUGUAUUUACUAUUUUAAGAGCAGCACAUCUGCAUCUCCACAGGGUGCAUUUUCUCUGAAUGGUUACAACAGGGUUAUGCGGGCAGCUGAGGAGACAACAUCAAGCAAUGUGUUUCCUUUCAAGUUAGUUCACAUUAGCAAGAAGCACAGGACGUGGUUUUUUUCAGCUUCUUCUGAAGAUGAAAGAAAGAACUGGAUGCUAUCCCUGAGGAGGGAAAUUGAUCACUACCAUGAGAAGAAGGAAACAAUAACAGAAUUCAGUGACUCUGGUUCUGAUGUGGACAGUUUCUAUGGCUCAGUAGAACGUCCUAUUGAUAUCAAGUAUUCUCAUCAUUCAGCAGAUAAUGAAGAUUAUGACCAGGAGGAAGAGGAUGAGUCUUACUUGCAGCCAGAUACUUCUGACAUAGUAAAAGAUGAUAUGGUCCUGCCCCCAGCCUACCCACCUCCACCGGUUCCUCAUGUCCGAAAAGCUGCGUACUCAGAAUCAAGGGCAAAUUCCUUUGCUGGCAAAUCCACUAUGCCAGUACCACCACCACCUCCUAAAAGAAGCUUACCUGAUAUCAAACUAGAGGAUCUCUUAAACGUGAGAGAACCCCAGUUACAGUGCCGAGCUGAACCUAAUCUAAAGACUCAAUCCUCAAGCCGGAGACUAAGUGAACAGCUGCCCCCUGUACCCCCUCUACCUCCUUUCAAAAAGCCUUUGUCUGUCAAAGAAUCUUGCUCAUUGCCUUCAGAGCCUCUGCCUCUAGCUCAAGUUCUUGCUACUCCAGAAGGAUGCGAGAAGCUAAAAGCCUUAAACCUUUCACCACGAACUCCUCCUCCGCUACCAAGCAGUAAACCCAAGCUGUCACAGUUUACUGAAAAAACAGUAGAACCCAAAGUGCCAAGAGAACAAGGCAAACCUGGACUGUUUGUGCCACCAGUGCUCCCAAAGCCACCUGUGACAAGCCACCAGCCCCCUGUAAUCAAGCCUAGACCAGAGAAGUCUUCAUGCCCCCAGUUACAGAGAUCACCACCAGAUGGACAGAGUUUUAGAAGCUUCUCAUUUGAAAAACCAGCACUACCUUCCAAGCCAAACCGACCUGAUGAUGAUUCUGAUGAUGACUAUGAAAAAGUUGGGCUGCCUGCUUCAAUAUUUCUUAAUACCUCUGAAUCCUUCGAAGUUGAAAGGACGUUUAAAGCUAGUAGCCCACGGGGACAACCACAAAAUGGAUUGUACUGUAUUAGGAACUCAUCUACUAAGCCUGGAAAGGUAUUGGUUGUAUGGGAUGAAUCUGCAGAAAAAGUGAGAAACUACAGAAUCUUUGAAAAGGAUUGCAAGUUUUACCUGGAUUCAGACAUCAUGUUUUUGAACAUGGGAAGUUUGGUUGAAUACUAUAGCACUCAUGUCUUACCUAGUCACGACAGCCUGAUUCUUCAGUGUCCUUAUGGUUACUCUAAACCAAGGUGAUGUGACUGGCAUAACUCACUGACGCUUAGGACAAAUGGGUUCCUCACUGCCCUUGAAUUAAACGUGGACUCAUGCCACUGUUGGACAUCCCAUUGUUUGCACACAGAAACUGAGUCUGUUUCAGCCAUUUAUUGUCACAUGAAUUGUAUAGACUCCAUUAAAUGAACUCUUGGUAAAAUCUUACUAUCCAGAUCAGUGGAUUUUAUGGUCUUUUCUUUUAAAAAGAUCUGAACUGAUUAUGCUGUGAAAGCUGUCCAUGAUGCCUACACCUUUUAUAAAACUGCUGCUAUUACUAAUCUCCUUGGACUGUGGAAGAUGGACACAAACAAAGACGUGGCCUGAAUACAACCAAUACAGAAAAGGGAAACUUAUGAAAGUACGUCAGAAUUCACUUGUGACAGGGAAUACUAAUACCCUGACUUGAAGGUAUUAUUCCUCAAGUCAGCACUGGUGCUCAACUGAGAUGUUUUUUAUUACUUGUAUAGUUGAUGUGUAAAUAUUGAAGACUUCUGUGCAAAUAUUUUGGUUUACUAUAGGUAAAGAUGAUCAGGAAAUGUGGCUUUUAUUUUUAAGCCACCUCAUAAAUGUAACUUCUGAUGACAAUGUCUGCAGUAAUCAAUACCAGGGUACUAUCCAGCUGAUACAGUUGUGGCAUCCCACUCAUUAAUGACAUGCACUUCAGGUAGGUGUGGAAUAAUACUGACUUGGCUUUUGUGGGAGCCCCAUUACUUAGUUCUAAACUGGAAG
This is a messenger RNA of Pterocles gutturalis (yellow-throated sandgrouse), 2440 nucleotides long. It is a transcript of the gene SH3BP2, whose product is annotated as SH3-domain binding protein 2. The transcript has 13 exons. The record is from RefSeq and is a predicted model, not a curated record. Lineage: Eukaryota; Metazoa; Chordata; Aves; Pterocliformes; Pteroclidae. The coding region runs from base 77 to 1693 and encodes 538 amino acids. Gene Ontology annotation, molecular function: SH3 domain binding. Gene Ontology annotation, biological process: signal transduction.